AUGAUGCUUAAAGCAAGGCCAGUGAAAAGAUUCUAUAGUUCAUUUGAUCAAGCUUCAAUCUUGAGCAAGUAUCCUAUUGGACUCAAUUACCAUGGAUUUAAGAUCGAGGAUGUCAGGCCCAUCCCAGAAUUUUCCUUGGUAGCUGUCAAAUUAACUCAUGCAAAAGGUGGCCAACAUUUACAUUUGCAUACUGAUAAUGACAGGAAUAAUGUGUUUUCUAUAGCCUUCAAGACAAACCCUCCUGAUAAGACUGGUGUUCCUCAUAUUUUGGAACAUACCACUUUAUGUGGGUCUUACAAAUACCCAGUUAGAGAUCCAUUUUUCAAAAUGUUAAACAGAUCGUUAAGUAAUUUCAUGAAUGCUAUGACUGGCCACGAUUACACAUUUUUCCCAUUUGCAACCACGAACGGUAAAGAUUUUGAAAAUUUGUUGGACGUAUACUUAUCAUCCACUUUGGAACCUUUAUUGAAAUAUGAAGAUUUUACUCAAGAAGGUUGGAGAUUGGAAAAUGAAGUUGUUGAUGAUAUAAAAUCCCCUUUGACUUUCAAGGGAGUUGUAUACAAUGAAAUGAAGGGACAGUACUCAAAUUCCGGCUACUACUAUUAUAUCAAAUUCCAAGAAGCUAUAUACAAGUCACUUAAUAAUUCAGGUGGAGAUCCUCAAAAGAUUACUGAUUUAGAAUACGAAGACUUAAUUGAUUUCCACCAAUCAGCAUAUCAUCCUUCUAAUGCUAAAACUUUUACUUAUGGUUCCUUACCUUUAGUUCAUCAUUUGGAGAAAUUGAAUGCCUAUUAUACUCGUUUCGGUAUGAGAAAGAGUAAGAAUAUCAUCAGACAACCAAAUGUCAGUGCUUGGGACAAAGAGGUUAUCAUGGAAGGACCUGUUGAUGUUAUGGGUAACAAACCAAUUGAAGAACAAUACCAAUCUUCUGUUACUUUCUACUUGGGAGAUCCUUUGCAACCAAAUUAUCACUAUGACAUUUUUAAGUGGAAGGUUUUAAAUUCUUUGUUAUGUGAUGGUCAUAGCUCACCAUUCUAUCAAGAAUUAAUUGAAAAGAACUAUGGUGAAGAUUUCUCUGUUAAUUCUGGAUUAGAUUCAACAACUGCUUUGUUAUCAUUUACCAUUGGUUUGACUAGUUUGACACCUCAAAAAGUUGACGGAUUGAACGCUAAGAUUGAUGAUAUCUUAACCCAAGUAUUACCAAAAUUCAGUGAAAACUCACCGGUUUUCCAAAAAAGAGUUGAAGCCAUUUUGCACCAAUUAGAAUUAAGUUUCAAAAAACACAAACCAGACUUCGGUUUGGGUUUAUUGAACUCUGUAGUUUCAACUUGGAUCAAUGAUGUUGAUCCACUCGAAACCUUACAAGUUGAAAAAAUCUUGAACAGGUUCAAAAAAGAUUAUGAAGAACAAGGUCUCAAAAUUUUCGAAGAUAUGAUCGAAACUUUAUUAUUACCAGAAACCCCUAAAUUCAAAUUUACCAUGAAACCUGAUGAAAAAUUCACUGAAAAAUUAGUUGAGGAAGAAAACAGAAGAUUAUUGGCCAAGACUGAAAAUUUGACAGAUGAAGAUAAACAAAUUAUCUUUGAAAGAUCACAAAAACUUUUAGAGAAACAACAAACAGAAGAAGAUGUCUCAGUAUUGCCUACAUUGUCAAUUUAUGAUAUUCCUCGUCAAGGAGAAUUCCACAAUUUGAAAUUUAGUAAAAUAAAUGACAAAGUUUUACAAAAAAGAAUUGUGGAUACUAACGGUUUGAUCUACUCGACCGCCAGUAAAGAUUUGUCUUAUUUACCACCUAAAUACUAUGUCUAUAUGCCAUUGUUUAUCUCAUGUUUAACAAAUUUAGCUGGUACUGAGAAAACUUCAAUCAUUGAUUUGGAAUCCAGAAUUCAAUCUACCACUGGUGGGAUCAGCUUCUCAUUAAGCAACAAGACAGAUCCUUAUGAUAUUUCAACUACCAAGUUGAAGUUCCUUGCUUCAGGAAUGUCAUUGUCCCAAAAUUCAUCCCACAUUUAUGAGUUGUGGCAUGAAAUUUUGACUAGUACCAAAUUCACGGAAGAAGAAGAAGUUUUAGACAAGCUCACUACUUUGAUUAAAAAUUUGGGAAGUAAUCAAAUGGAUUCUAUUGCUGAAAGAGGUCAUUCAUAUGCCAACGCUUAUACAAACUCUCAAUUAACAUCAUCCAAAAACAUUCGAAACAUGACCAGUGGUAUGGAACAAGUGGAUUUCAUCAUGAAACUUAACAAAGAUUUAGAAGCAGGGGGUAAAGAAUUUUUGAAGAAGGAGAUCUUACCUGUCUUGCAAAUUAUUCAAAAAUUGGUUGUAGAAGGUUCACUCAAAGAAGGAUUUGAGUAUAAUUUGAUAGGUGACAGUAAAACCAUCAGUGAAAAUGAAUCGUUGAUCCAAAAGUUCGACGAUUCUUUCAAACCUGUUCUGUAUCAAGAUGAGUUAACUAGCUUCAUCAACAAUUUCAAUGAAUCUCCUGUAAAUCAAUCAAGAACAUUAUUCAAUUUACCAUUCCAAAUAGGAUACGCAUCACUUGGAAAAUUGGGAGCUUCCUACACUUCGAAAGAUGGAGCUGCCUUACAAGUGUUGUCUCAUUUGCUUACAACAUCAUAUUUACACUCAGCAAUUAGAGAAUCGAAUGGUGCAUAUGGGGGAGGUUUGAAUUAUGAUGGAUUAGGUGGAACUUUGAAUUAUUACUCAUACAGAGAUCCUAAUGCCUUGAAGUCCGUUGAAUCAUUCAAGAAAUCGUACAACGUUGCCUUGGAGAAAAUUGAAAAAAAUUGGGAUUCUAAAGAUUUACAAGAAGCUAAACUUUCAAUCUUCCAAAGUAUUGAUGCUCCUUCCAACAUCAACCAACAAGGGUUAUCCAAUUUCAUUGAAGGAAUCAGUGACGAAAUGAGGCAAGAAAGAAGAGAAAGGUUUUUGGAUGUCUCAAACGAAGAUUUGAAGAACGUUACUGAAAAAUACCUCUUAGGAGGCGAUAAAGAAAUUGUCACUAUCAUUGGUGAUAAUGCUAAAAUAUCUGUAGGUGAAGGAUGGGAUAUAAAAUCAUAUACCAAUUAA
Molecule: messenger RNA, 3066 nt
Organism: Yamadazyma jaroonii
Lineage: Eukaryota; Fungi; Ascomycota; Pichiomycetes; Serinales; Debaryomycetaceae
Source: the annotation of a GenBank genome assembly